CAACAGCACUGUGUCUGCUGUGGAGACCUUCAGGUUUCUGGGAUCAACAAUCUCCCAGGACCCAAAGUGGACCCCCAACCUCAACACUAUCCCAGACAAGGCCCAGCAGAGGAUGUACUUCCUGCGCCAGCUCAGGAAGCUCAACCUGCCUCAGGAGCUGCUGAUUCAGUUUUACUCCGCUAUCAUCCAGUCUGUUUUCUGCACUUCUUUUGCUGUCUGGUUUGGAACGACCACCGAACAGGACAGGAACAGACUACAACGGACUGUCAGGUCUGCAGAGAGAAUCAUUGGUGCCAAUCUGCCCUUCAUCCAGGACUUGAACGUCUCCAGAGUCAGGAAACGGACAGCAAACAAUACUGCAGACUCAUUACACCCUGGACACAACCAGUUCGGCGCUACAGAGCACUGUAUGCCAAAACCACCAGACACAGAAACAAUUUCCGCUUCCGCUGGCUGUCACUCUCAUGAACAAUUAAUCAGACAUACUGCACUAUUACCUCCAUUUCAUUGUCAUUGUUAUGUUUUAUGUUCAUAUAUAUACUUUUGUAUAUAUAUUUAUAUUGUAGAUAGUAGUUAAAUGUCUAUGCUUACCUCUGUUAUACUUUGUUGUCCUUGUUUUUUAUGUAUUGUUUAUUUCUGUGUAUGCACGUUGAGGGCAACGGAAAAACCAGAGUCACAUUCCUUGUAUGCCUAGCAUACAUGGCCAAUAACGCUGGUUCUGGUUCUGGUUCUCAACAGGGUCCCUCUAAAGGAUCACAUGAGAAAUCUAAGGGGUUGUGAGAUAGAUAAUGAGAGAGAAAAAGUACAUUACAUUUUUUUGCAAAUCUGUGCAUUAGGAUACCUGGAUUAUUUGACCUCUUGAUCAGUUAUUUAAAUAAAAACCAUCUGAGAAGUUAAGAGGGGAAACAACUCAAACACUAAACACUGACUUUUAGUAGAAAGAAGAGUAUAGUCACAAGCCAAAAACGUUGGAAGGGUUAGAGUCUUCUUUCUGUGUAAACAUGUUUUAAAGUUCAACAACUUCAACAACAAUGAAACACAGUUGAGGAAGGAUGGAGAAGACAUGUUGGACUAAAAAGAUCAACAUUGAAAGACCACCACUUGAUUGGACCGACCCAGGAUAAUGAAGCUUUAUGUUAUUUCUACUUUUAGGAGUAGGACUGUAUUUUGUCGCCCAUCUCUUACAACAAAGCAAAUAAGAAAAAGAAAAUGAUCUCUUGACAGCCAGUGGGGACAGGAGAAACAAUUACAGUAACCAAGAUGCAUCCCACGGUACAUACACAGUCAGUGGCUGCUUUAUUAUUACUAAAAUAUGAUGUGAUUAGGCAACAUGAUGUUAUUUGUAUUGAGUAUUCGAAUUGAAUUAUUUGAUCAUAAGGAGGCGGAUGUCAGUGAGAAGAAGCUUAGGGCGCCCUCUAUUGUCGACAUAUUUAACUGACGGACAGGAAACGGACUUUUUCUCUUCACUCAUCCCCCCUUCAUUACGAAGACAAGCGCAUGCAGACAACAGGGGACCGAGCCGAGAAAAAUCUGGGAGGAAAGAAAAAUAAAUCCAGGGAUCUGAGUCAGCAGCAACAGCGGCUUCAGUCUGCUUCUCCUCCUCAACUUCCGUGGAUCGAUUUCAGCUCCGAUCACCGCACAAUCAACACUUUAACGUUGAUCACUGAAUAUGCAUGAGUCUACAUAACAAUAGGAGGUAAACUGUGGGAGGUAAGAGACCAAGCCGAAACACAGAAGAGAAGAGUCUGUCUCGAUGAGAAGCUUUGAUGAGCAAGAGGAUUAAAACAGAUCUGACCACUCACCACGUGUCGCUCUACUAAACAUUAUACUAAACCGCAAAGCUUCAUGUCCCUCCGAGUUUCAGCCAUGAGUGUUCUUCCUCCUGUCCGAAAGGACCGUAUCAUUGCUCAGCUCCCUCAGUAUUUCAGCAAAGCGGCAGCCUUCCACACUCAGAAGGAUUUCAACAAUAAAGUGAAGACGGCCUGUCAGGAGCAGCGUACCGGCACUGUGGGCAGAUUUAAAAUCUCUAAGGUCAUUGUUGUGGGUGACCUGGCUGUGGGGAAAACCUGUCUGAUUAAUAGAUUUUGCAAAGAUGCUUUUGAUAAAAACUACAAGGCGACGAUCGGUGUUGACUUUGAGAUGGAGCGCUUUGAAGUGAUGGGUGUUCCUUUCAGCCUUCAGCUCUGGGACACUGCAGGCCAAGAGAGGUUCAAGUGCAUUGCCUCUACGUACUACAGAGGAGCCCAGGUUGUGAUCAUCGCGUUUGAUGUAACUGACGUUGCCUCUUUGGGCCAUGUGAGACAGUGGCUCGAAGACUCCCUGAAAGAGAACGACCCCACUGCUGUUCAGCUGUUCCUUGUUGGCACGAAGAAAGACCUGAGCUCUCCUGCACAGUAUUCUCAGAUCGAACAAGAUGCCCUCAAUAUAGCACAAGAGAUCAGAGCAGAGUAUUGGGCUGUGUCGUCGCUGACAGGGGAAAACGUCAAAGAGUUUUUCUUUCGAGUUGCAUCGUUGGCCUUUGAGAACAACGUUCUUGCCGAGUUGGAGAAAACUGGGCCGAGGCAGAUUGGGGGCGUCGUCAGAAUUAACAGCACUUCAAACAAUGUGUCCGCUUCAUCAAAGAAGAAGCAGCCAAACUGCUGUCAGUAAGAAUGGCAGCAGAAGUUUAAAGUCAAAGGUACAGACUGAGAAUGAGGGAAAAGACUGGAGGUAUUUCUGUGGUCAAGGCAGGAGGAGGGACGCUGGAGUUCUACUUCCUGACAUGUUUGAGUUCAGUUUUUCCUGGCCUAGAAAGAGUUUUCCUCUGUGGGAUGUGGAUUCUUGUGGUGUUGCUCAGCUUAACUUGUCUGGAGUUACAGAGUGACUCAGCAAUUAUACUCAAAAUGACUGUUCUGUUACUGCAGAGAUGCCAAAGAGUGACUGUGGAUGCUUUUAACAUGGCGUAUGUGUGGAUGCUUAAAUAUUCAGUCUCGCUGCUGUAUUUUGUUUAACAAUUAGGAUUUUUCUUCACAAUAUUCUGGUUUACAAAGUCGGUUGUUUUAAAUGGCAGUUUUUACUUGGUACUUAACCUCUUUUCAUGAUAUAUUUUACAUGUAAUAAAAUAUAUGUACAAAACAAAUACCUUUCAAUGUGUUAUUUAGUUGAAAUCACAGUAUAUCUUGUCUUAUUUUAAGGAAACAGGAAUUCCACUGUAUUUCUUAAAAAAUAAACAUAUGCUGAUAAACUUUCUUGACCAUCUCAGUCAGCAAAUGGCACUAUUCCCCUUUUCUUCUUCACUGAAGUUGAAGCUGUUGAAGGAAUCAAGAUACUUCUGGUCAAUUUGGCUCUGGAGCUCUUCAGGGAUGCAGUGAGAGAAUUUGUAAUUUUCUUUAAUCCACUUCCCUCCUUCAGUGUUCUCGAUGGCCACGGCUGCUACACCUGCAAGAAAGUGUAAUACUUUUUACAUUUUAAAUGUUAUAUUAUUCUAUGAUAUUUGAUUUAUGUUAUACAUUUUAACCAGUGGUGGA
Messenger RNA from Anarrhichthys ocellatus (wolf-eel), 3506 nucleotides. It is a transcript of the gene rab34a, whose product is annotated as RAB34, member RAS oncogene family a. Lineage: Eukaryota; Metazoa; Chordata; Actinopteri; Perciformes; Anarhichadidae. The coding region runs from base 1846 to 2649 and encodes 267 amino acids. Gene Ontology annotation, molecular function: GTP binding; GTPase activity. The transcript has 13 exons. The record is from RefSeq and is a predicted model, not a curated record.